AAAACUUAAGCUGCGAAACGCGCGCGCGUGCCACAUCGAUCGCGUAUAAAGGAAUGUUCAAGUGAAAUGUGUAAAAUUAUGUACCUAGUACAGCGACUCUAAUAUAUGUAUUCCUAAUACUAAUCAACAAAAUCAACUGUGUGUGUGUGUGUGUGUGUGUCAACAUGAAUAUGUACAUCUAAUAAAUAGUUUCUCUUUGUUGUAUGUAUUUCUUUCAACCGUUUCCAACUCGCUGACAUUUGCCAACAUCAAUCAAAAACGUCAUCGCCGUCACAUCGUCACUACCACUACCACACCACAUACAUAAUUGCCUUCUGUCGAUAAACGUGUAUGCGCGCCGUCGUGCAGUAGUGUAAACUUAGGAAACAGCCUAACAAAAAACAAAAACAAGUGUGAAAAAUGCCAUCAGCGUUCCGCAGGUGCACGCUGCAGGCCGCGUUACUCGCCUGUCUAUGCAUGGCUAUGUCGCCUUGGCGCGUCAGCGCUAGCAUCCUUGAAAAACUUCGCGAUGAUUCAGAUCUGUCGCAGUUUUAUAGUUUACUAGAGCAAAAUAUUAUUGCAAAUUCCACUUUAACACUGCGGCCAUGUACAGUGUUUGUGCCUACAAAUGCUGCAUUCCAGCGUCAUCAUGGACCCACACAUGUGCUCUAUCACAUAACAACCACACCAAUGACGCAGGAUCAACUUAUAAAGGUCAUACCAUCGGAUAUGGGUGGUAAUCCAUCGUUGUAUAUAACGAAAAAUCGCAAUGGCGAUGUGUAUGUGAAUAAUGCUAGAAUAAUACCGUCGCUGACGGUCGAAAUGACCAAUAGUCUGGGAAUGCGUCAGGUGAUGCAUAUAAUCGAUGAAGUUUUGGUGCCACUUACUCCACUGCCAACUGCCAAAAUUGAGUUCACUAAUUUGGAUGCGUUUCAAUUUCUGCAACAGGCUGACCUCUUGGACAUCGGCGACAACCGUUUGAGAUCAUAUCGGUCCCAAGUGACUUUAAUGCGAAAAGAGAAUCUCUACCAAUCGCCCGGUGGACACACGUUUCUAAUACCCAUUGAUGAAGGCUUCAAGCAAACCACACGCAGCAGCCUAGUGGACAACAAAGUGAUCGACGGACACGUCAUACCAAAUAAUGUAAUUUUCACAGCGGCCGCGCAAAUCGAAGUGCCACAAACCACAGCCGCAUUUGAGGACAAUCUCAAAGUAACAGUUAGCUUCUUCAAACAGAAGGACGGCAAAAUGUACGUCAAAUCAAAUACUAUUCUAGGUGAUUCGAAGCAUUCCACUGGCGUUGUGCUAGCGGAAAUUGUUAAGGGCAAUAUUCCGGUGCGAAAUGGUGUAGCGCAUCUGAUUCAUCGGCCACUAAUGAUAAUCGAUUCGACAGUGACGCAAUUCCUACAGUCCUUUAAGUUGAUGAACGACAAUGAAAACGGAGCUCUACGCAAAUUUUAUGACGUUAUUAUGGAUAAUGGCGGUGAGGUGCUAACCGAUAUUAGCAACUUGGGUGAAAUUACUAUUCUGGCUCCGAGCAAUGAUGCCUGGGAGGCAAAGGAAGUACAAAAUGUCAUAAGAAAUCGUGAGAAACUCCGUGCCAUCUUGAAUAUGCAUAUUAUCAAGGACAAAUUGAAUGUGGAGCGCAUUCGUCAGAAAAAUGCGAAUAUUAUCGCUCAAGUACCCACCGUUAAUAAUCGCACAUUUUUGUAUUUUAAUAUCAACGAUGAAAAUGGCGAAGAAGUAAUAACCGUUGAAGGUGGUGGCGUAAACGCUACAAUUCUACAAGCGGAUGUGGCCCAAACUAACGGUUACGUACAUAUUAUUGAUAAGGUUUUGGGCGUCCCAUACACCACAGUGCUGGGCAAACUCGAAACAGAUCCUAUGAUGAGCGAUACCUUCAAGCUCGGUCAAUUCUCUUCAUUCAACAAUCAGCUGAACAAUACUCAGCGUCGUUUCACAUAUUUCGUGCCGCGUGACAAGGGUUGGCAAAAAACUAAACUGGACUAUCCCUCGACACACAAAAAACUCUUCAUGGAAGACUUUUCCUAUCACUCCAAGUCAAUCCUGGAACGUCACUUGGUGAUUGCCGAUAAUGUGUACACAAUGAAGGACUUGGUAGCCAUGACAGCUGAGUCGGGCGACUCAAUUUUACUGCCCACCUACAGAGAUUCCUUAAAGGUGAAAGUAGAGGAAGAAUCUGGACGUUAUGUGAUCACUUGGAACUUCAAGAAGAUCAAUGUCUACCGGCCGGAUGUUGAGUGUACCAACGGCAUAAUACACGUCAUCGACUAUCCCAUGCUGGAGGAGCGGGAUGUCGUCGUCAACGGAGGUAGCUAUCCGUUAGACACUAACUUGUGCAUUCUCUUCACAAAUACCCUCAUGAUAGCAAUAGCGCAAUUUCUUUUCUUAAAUAAUUAAUUAUGUGUAUAAACUAAAUUACAAAAGCAAAAAAAAAACACAAAAGCAGAAAAAACAACUCAUUUCAAAUGAAAACAAAAAAACGAAUGCAAAACAUUCAGCAAGUGAACAUACAUUCACAUCCAAAUCAAAAAUUCAUAGCCAGCAAAAUGACCAUCACACAUCCGAUCACCAUAUUUGCCUGCCACAUACAUAUGUACAUAUGUACAUACAUACAUAAAUGCAUAUGUAAUGUAACAUAGAGAUCACCAAUCGCCCGACACAUCAUUAAGCAUACGCAUUGAUAAUAAGCAGAAAAAUAAAUAAAAAUAAAAAUAAAACAAUCAAAUUUCGCAACUGCCGAUCGACCAUUCAUUCAACAAUGCGCGCACCGCACCGUUCAACAACUUUGAAUGCAAACUCCCAUUCACCCACGGCUGAUCUUGUAAUUGAGAAGAGAACCAAAUUUAAAUCCAAAAAA
Rhagoletis pomonella (apple maggot) is the source of this 2860-nucleotide messenger RNA. It is a transcript of the gene Fas1, whose product is annotated as fasciclin-1. Gene Ontology annotation, biological process: extracellular matrix organization; cell adhesion. The record is from RefSeq and is a predicted model, not a curated record. The transcript has 15 exons. Lineage: Eukaryota; Metazoa; Arthropoda; Insecta; Diptera; Tephritidae. Gene Ontology annotation, molecular function: cell adhesion molecule binding. Gene Ontology annotation, cellular component: extracellular matrix. Bases 400 to 2400 code for a protein of 666 amino acids.